Molecule: messenger RNA, 1788 nt
Organism: Diachasma alloeum
Lineage: Eukaryota; Metazoa; Arthropoda; Insecta; Hymenoptera; Braconidae
Exons: 3
Coding region: 318-1574 (418 amino acids)
Source: RefSeq, a predicted model, not a curated record
UGAAGAUUAGUUUGAGUCUGCAUCUUAUCGCUAGUGCAUCAACGCGCAUUAGAGUGUCACCUGGGCAAAUAUCUGGGGAAAUAUAAAUUUGAAUUUUUUGGCAUCACCCCAACUUCGACUGGCAUCAUUAGAUAGAGUAGUUUGUUGGCGGAUGGGUUAUUCAUGAAACACUUUUCUGUUUGAGACGUACGAAUUCUCAUUCUUUUGUCCAACGAGUUGAGACACGUAAGUGCGAUUAAAUUUUCCCUCCUGAAUUGGUAGUUCCAGUUUUACGAGUUCUCUUAUCAUCAGAGGGCAAUAGCCAUCGUCGAGACAACAUGAGGAAUCGAAAUAAGGAUAGUGUACUGGACGAAGCGGAGUGUCUGGAAAUAGUGAGAAAGAAACUGUUGAAGGAAAAAAUGGAGGAUUAUUCCCUCGUGGAGUACGAGCUGGUCCCUAUGGACGGCUCCACCGGGUUCAUGGGACAGUACUUCACCCUGAAAGCGACCGUUUCUUCUGCAGAUUCACCUCCCGACACCAGGAUCAUCAAUUUUUUCACGAAGAUUCCGCCUCCGGAGGACAGUCCGCAGGGGGAGGUCAAUCAAGAGUUCGGGUCCUUCAAAAAGGAAGUUGCGUUGUACACAGAACUUUUUCCUGAAGUAUUGAGGGGUUUGGACCAGUACAGUAUUCCAGAGUACUUCUUUGGUCUCGACGGGGACGUCAUUGUCCUCGAGGACAUGAUGGCGGAGGGGUACACCAUGAAGAAUAAACUCGAUCCUUUUGAUUUUGAUCACUGCAAGAUUGUCCUGACGACACUCGCGAAAUUUCACGCGAAAUCAAUGAUUUUUGAGGAGUUGUCCGAGAAGAAUUUGCUCGAGGAGUUCCCGCAUUGCAUGCACGAGACUCUGUAUUCUUUCAAAGGAAGGGGUCACCGGGGAUUGCAAGCUGCUGUCGGCGGAGCCCUCGCUAUGAUUGAUUUAUUGGAUAGCCUUGGUGACACUGAGAAGAUCAAGUUCAAGGAGAGGAUCGUCAGUAUGGCGGAGAGUCAUGUGGAGAGGCUCGGACCUUCUAAGAAGUUGAAGAAUGUUCUUUGUCAUGGAGAUCUCUGGGCUAAUAAUCUCUUGUUCAAGUAUGGCGAGGGGGGGACACCUGAUGCUUGCUGUUUGAUUGAUUUUCAGUUAGCAAGGUAUAAUCCCCCAGCCCACGACAUUCUCUGUUUCUUCCAAUUCUCAACAACGAGACAACUCCGAGAAAAACAUGGGCCAGAACUCUUCAAAAUCUACCAUGACCAUUUAUCGAAGACAUUGACCGAUGCUGGUCUGGACCCAGAAAGGAUAUUCCCUCUGAAAGUUUUUCUCGAUUCAAUCGAAGAACUCCGAACCUUCUGCAUGCUGCAUGGCGUUUUAAACACUCCCUUGAUGUUGCUGGAGGCGCAGGCGAUUGGCAAUUUAUUCGAAGGAGAGAGUGAGAACAUAGAUUCUCUUCUUUUCGAUGACAGGAGGCCUUUGGUAUUGGGACAGUUUCACGGGAGACAAAAUUACCGAGAGAGGAUGACCGAAGCGCUCCUUGAACUUCAUGAUAGAUUGCUACGAUGAGUGACAUUGUUAAUCCAGAGGAAUAUCUCUUCUUAUAUUCUCCUCAUCUGUAUAUUGAUCUCUAGGAUAGUAUCUAAAUGAUUAGAAAUUAGGAGUUUAAGUUCAUCGAUAAAAAUUUUGUAACAAAAAAAAAUUUCUCCCUGCCUGCAGCAUUUAUUCAUCCAUUCAGACUCAGGACCAAAGGAAAUGCAAUAAGAAAAGUACUUUAACCCUC